AUGGAUCCUAACGAUUCUGAUCCCUUCGAAGGUCCAUUUGAUAUUCCUGAACCAGAUUCAGGAUCAGCGUACGAGAAUUCCGACAGCGAUUUUGGGCAAAUAUCACAUGAUGAGAAAGCGCAUACUGGCGUUUCUCAAAACCACGGAAGUAAUGAUGGAGGCGAUGUAUAUUCAAAAGGAGAGAGUGAUUCUUAUUCAACCUCUCUAGCAAAACCAAAUCCGAACAACCAAUAUACGGAUCAAUGGAUAAUUGCAGAUGCUCUCAAAUGGGCGGCGACUUUUGUACCUCCCAAAGUGGAAGAUAUUCCUAUGCCAACAAGAGGAGCCUAUCGUCCGACAUCCAAAAAGCGAAAGUUAGAGCAAAGAACGAACGGAAAUCCGGCAAGGGCAAAGCGUGUCAAGGGAUUUUAUAGUAAGGAUUACCGCGAUCUCCUGAACAAUGAGAUUUAUGAUGUAGGGGCGAAGUCGAUCCUUGAGGAUAAUGCUCCAUUGGAAGGCAGUCAAAUUGGCUGUUCCAUAUGGUCACCCGAAGAAAAAGAUCUGUUUUUUACUGGACUAUCAAGACUGGGCAGAGACAACGUAAGAGCUAUUGCUACACGUAUAGGGUCAAAGUCGGAAGUUGAGGUGCAGGAAUACAUGCAACUACUGCACCAGGGAUUAAAGGAAAGGAAGAUCGAAGAUGCGCGACUACUGGAUGUGACAGAAUACCCAGCUGCCGCGGAAUUCACUUCAGAAUGUUGUGAAAUCAUGGAGCGAGCAGCAGAUGGUCUUGCUCUACGACAAGAGCAAUAUGAGGAAGAUGUGGAGGAAGUUAAAUGGGGGAAAUAUUGGCUCCUGACCGAAAAAGUGAGCAAGUCUCUAGAACAGAAACGCAGUGUCACCAGGACCCAAGGCAAUGAAGAUGUUCAAGAUUUACUACCAGCAGUCCGCCUUUUGAAUCUCAAGAAUUGGCUUGCACUUUCCGAGAGAGUGUUUAUGAACUCCUCCGAGUCCAGAUGGGAGGAUAAUUGGAGGCAGAUAGGGGAACAUGGAGAAACUCCCGCUAUGCGCGCAACUGCUUUUGACGAUUUUCAUUCAUUAACAGUCAGUAUCACGAAACGUCUCGUUUCCACCGUUCUUUUCUGUACAAUGUCAAGAAUAAGAGCCAUGGACUCGAAUAAGAUCAAAGCAGCGGAUAUCAGCAUCAACGACGUGGAAGCUGCUACUAAGAUUCUGAAUAUGGACGCCAACAGCAAUGAAUUUUGGGUAAAAUGUGCGAGGAGAAACAAUCUCUCUAUUUCUCGCCAUGACGAACCAGGUGGCCCUAUAAUGACAUACCCCGAGGUGGAAACCGAACUACGCAAAGAAUAUAGUGGAAGAAGGAGCAGAUCUCGUUCACGCAGUCGUCUGCACUUAGAUCACGCCGAAGAUUUAUCAGAAGUAUAUACAUCCUCCUCCGAUUCCCACCUCGAUUCAGACAUUGGGCCAGACGCUUCCGAAAAUUCUACUCUAUCCGAUCAUCUCGAUGAUAAUCCUUUUACUCAACGAUCUCCGUCCCCCUCUCAAUCGCAAACUCAGUCUCGCUCUCAACGCAAACCCCAUCUCUCGCCCGAAGAAUAUGAAUAUACCCUAGAAGCUUACGUCUCCGCUUUCGAUGCCCGAGUCAGCAGAAUCGAAGAACAACGCAUCUGGAGCCUAUUGGGACAAGACCCACCUCCAGAUCUCAAGGCAGAUGACGACGAAGAAAUGCCUGAGAAGCCUGCUAAGAAACUGGAGUUAGAGGCCGAAAAUAAUGAAAGAUGGAGAGAAAGGGAAUUUCGGAGUGAAUGGGAGGUUAUGGGUGUAGUUGGCGAGGAAAAGUUUCUGAGAAAUAGGGAAAAGAUCGGGAGAAGAGAAAGGAGAGAGAGGUUGAAAGAGAGUCAUGAAGGAGCAGGGAUAGCGAUGAGGACUAGAAUGUCUGAGAAUCGAGAUCACUCUGGUGAGAGCGGCAGUGAAUGGGAUGAUGUGGACGGAGAGACAAUAGAUGGUGUGGAUAAGGAAAAUGCUAGAGGAUCGAACGCCCGCCAUGACGAAAGCAAGAAACCAGAAGACGUUGCUAAGCCUAGGUCUUACGCUGUCUACAAUAGCGAUGAUGAUUGA
Molecule: messenger RNA, 2118 nt
Organism: Botrytis byssoidea
Lineage: Eukaryota; Fungi; Ascomycota; Leotiomycetes; Helotiales; Sclerotiniaceae
Exons: 1
Coding region: 1-2118 (705 amino acids)
Biological process (GO): nucleolar large rRNA transcription by RNA polymerase I; transcription initiation at RNA polymerase I promoter
Cellular component (GO): RNA polymerase I upstream activating factor complex
Molecular function (GO): RNA polymerase I general transcription initiation factor activity; rDNA binding
Source: RefSeq, a predicted model, not a curated record